AUGAGCUUUUUUCAGAAGCAAUUCACUCUUCCUGCCAAGUCACGGGGUUCAUACCUCAUAACUGACCAGGUUGUGUCUUCACUUCCCGAAAUUCGGGAUUACAAGAUUGGCCUUCUGAACCUUUUCGUUCAACACACGAGCUGUGCUUUGAGCUUGAACGAGAACUGGGACUCUGAUGUUCGGGAGGAUAUGAGCGAUGCUCUUGACAGAAUCGCGCCAGCUGAAGGACCCAAGGGGGAGGCUCUAUACCGUCAUGAUGCGGAGGGCCCAGACGAUAUGCCUGCCCACAUCAAGUCUGCACUCAUUGGGGCGAGCGUUACUAUUCCCAUUAAGGAUGGAAAGCUUGCUACAGGAACUUGGCAGGGAAUCUGGUACCUCGAGUUCCGUGCCGCUCGCCACCAGAGACGGGUCGUCGCAACUAUCCAGGGGGAAAAGGCUUGA
Fusarium mangiferae is the source of this 441-nucleotide messenger RNA. RefSeq names its product putative UPF0047 domain protein. The transcript has 4 exons. The record is from RefSeq and is a predicted model, not a curated record. The coding region runs from base 1 to 441 and encodes 146 amino acids. Lineage: Eukaryota; Fungi; Ascomycota; Sordariomycetes; Hypocreales; Nectriaceae.